Molecule: messenger RNA, 1461 nt
Organism: Spodoptera littoralis (African cotton leafworm)
Lineage: Eukaryota; Metazoa; Arthropoda; Insecta; Lepidoptera; Noctuidae
Source: the annotation of a GenBank genome assembly
AUGGUGUCGUGUAAAUUAUUAAGUUUUAGCGCGUUUUUUGUUCUCUCAUUUAGUGUUAAAUUAAGUGUGACCCAGGUAGAUGUAGGUACAGACACGACAAGUCCGGACCCACUAUCAACAACAAUAUGUACGACAUGCUCCUGCGCAGAUGGUGUGGUCAACUGUAUGAAUCUGAACCUCACUACAUUUUUUGAAAUUCCUGAUUGGGAUGGUCUAAAGGAUUUCAAACCUCUGUCAGUGAAUCUAAGCCAGAAUUCCAUCACACAUAUAUCAAGGAUAUCAAAAUUACCUAUACGAGAAUUGAACCUGUCUAAUUGCGAUAUACAGACAAUAGAAGAUGGAAGCUUCAUAUAUUUGGAAGAUCUGGCAGUACUGGAUUUGUCUAAUAAUAAAAUAUCCACCUCAGCAAUUAAUAAGAAGGUUUUUGCUGGUCCUUUAGGCAUACUUGGUCCAGUGAACUUCAAAAAUAUGCAGUAUCUAAGUUUAGCGAAUAACGACCUACACUCAUUGGCACAAGAUCUAUUUCUGUUUAUGCCUGACUUGCUGCAUUUAGAUUUGAGCGACAAUCCACUAGCUUUCAUAGAUCAGGUCACUAUGGCUGCCAUUUCUGAUUUGAAGUACUUAAGGGAGUUAAGACUAAGCAACUGUGAGCUGGAGACGUUGCCUGAUGGUCUACUCAGAAGACAGAGGAAGUUGCGACGUCUGGACAUAAGUAACAAUAGGUUUACCACGAUCCCAGCAGUCCUGAAGGAAGCUCCCAGUCUGGUGUAUUUGAAUCUGGAUAGGACGCCUAUACAGACACUGGAUUCUAGCGCGGCUUUAGCCAAUCUGACAAAAUUACAAGAACUAAGUUUAAGUAGGCUGAGUAGACUUCAGAACGUGUCAGCGGGGGCCUUAGCUGGUCUAGGUGACCUGGUCAUUCUAAGGAUGAACUAUAACCCUAGACUGACUAAUCUAGACCCAGAUUUUCUGGUGUGGAAGAAUGAAGAUGAUGAGGAGUUGUGGCCGAAUCUUAGAGAGUUAUACUUAAAUAACAACAAUCUAUCCAGCAUAGACUCUGGAAUACUAGAUAACUGGAAGGAGUUGGUGGCAGCGGACUUUUCAACCAAUCCAUUUAUAUGCGACUGUAAGAAUCAAUGGGUGGUCGACGUGCUUGUGCCGUUGUUAGUCACGAUGUCUGCUAACUCCACUAUUAAUAAUAUGGUUUGUAAAAAGCCGGCUGAACUGAAAGGCCUAACGUUUGGCCAACUGAACGAGGCCUCAAAAACUUUAGUUUGCUCCGAGGCUGAGAGUAUCACAGAGCUACAGGUCUCCAAUAUGGCGAUAAUCCUAGGAAUUAUGAUUGGUAUAGUGGUAACCUUCCCAAUGGUAUUGGUGUUAGUUCUCCUAUGGAGACGAGGGUUCUUCUCUAGGUUGAGAGGAGGCAAGCCAGACUAUGAUGAAGAAGCUGAAGAUCUGUAG